AACCCAAAAAAAAAAAAAAAAAAAAAACACGCCAAGUCGCCAACCCCAAAAAUCCCCCGAAUCUCAAUCCGUCCUGCAACGCAACUUCCCCAAAUCGUCUUUUCGUUUUUGACGUCGGUGAUGAUGAGCAGCUGCUCCUUAUUAACACUCCCAUCAUCGUCGUCAUCAAUCUUAAUCUUCAUCUCGUAGUCUCUUCCGGUUAAUUGAUUUCGUUUCAUCAUCCCAAAAAAUUCAGAAAAUCCUGAAAAAAAAAGGAUCGGAAAAUGUACGUAACGGCGGUGCGACCGACGGAUCUGAAUCGGAACACGGAGUGGUUCACGUACCCCGGAGUCUGGACCACCUACAUUCUUAUGGUGUUUUUCUCGUGGCUCACCGUUCUCUGCCUCUUCUCUUGCUCUCCCGGCAUGGCCUGGACCGUCGUCCACCUCUCCCACUUCCUCGUUACUUAUCACUUUUUUCACUGGAAGAAAGGAACACCAUUUGCAGAUGAUCAGGGUAUCUACAAUGCACUGACAUGGUGGGAGCAAAUAGACAAUGGCAACCAACUCACUCGAAACAGAAAGUUUCUAACUGUUGUGCCUGUUGUGUUGUACUUGAUAGCCUCACACACGACGGACUAUCAAAAUCCAAUGCUCAUCUUUAACACGCUAGCAGUUUUUGUGUUGGUAGUUGCAAAGUUCCCAAACAUGCACAAGGUUCGUAUAUUCGGAAUCAACGCUGAUCACUGAUCUCUCUAAACGAUCAAGCUUGACUAUAGUUUUCUUGGUCUAGUCAUAUGAGUUUUCUUGGUCUAAUCAUAUUGGCAUUCGGACAUAAUGGUAGAAUCCCUGUUGAAAUGUUGAAACUGGAAACAGUGUAUUGUUUUUUGGAUGAAGUGAAAUUUUUUACCCCUCCGCUGCUCUCUGUUGCAUUCAAACCAGACGGGCGACUGGCAAAAUGUCUGCAUUUGAUUUUCUCUUUGUAAGUGCUAUCAUUGCUGAGUUUCAGUGCUCUUAUUUGUUUCCGGAUAGAAAAGUUUACGUUUCGUUACCCCGUAUUUAUAUUCUCCCAAGGAUUCAAAAUCCUUGGGUGUAUUUUUUCUAAUCGUGGCCGGUUCCCGUCCCUGUUGACGAUAAUGCUGUAGAAACAUUAUUGAAGAUGGACCCUGGACAUCUCUCCA
Malus domestica (apple) is the source of this 1159-nucleotide messenger RNA. RefSeq lists its product as uncharacterized. Gene Ontology annotation, biological process: sphingolipid biosynthetic process; intracellular sphingolipid homeostasis; ceramide metabolic process. Gene Ontology annotation, cellular component: endoplasmic reticulum membrane. The record is from RefSeq and is a predicted model, not a curated record. NCBI's taxonomy places the organism in Eukaryota, Viridiplantae, Streptophyta, Magnoliopsida, Rosales, Rosaceae.